GUUUCAAACUGUUGAGAAGCUAAAUUUAAAAAUUAGGAGGUUAACGAGGUCCUGUAUUUUAAUUAUGCUUCAAUUAGCCACUCGGUGCGUAUAGCUGACUUAUAAUUCAUAUACAGAAAGUGGAAGAACUGAUUAUUAACGACGGCGAAGUGCCUGAAUUUAGUUUCUGGAUUGGAUUAACUUUAUGUUAGCAAAAUUAGCUCCCAUUAGCAUAACAUUUAGUAUUGUUUACUACAGUGACAACUGUUUUUCGCUGUAAUGACUGCACAAUCCCUGCAAAGUGGUCCCGGGAUUUUCUCAGGAAAGCAGAGCGAAGAGAGAGACUGGGUUGCUUUAGGAUCAACCAGAAAUGUUCACAGCCGCAGCGGUUUAACGGCUGGGAUGUCCCAUACCAAGCUGCUGUUCAAUGACACCGUCCCUGCAAGUACUAGAAACCGUGCCACACAUGUUGGCAUGCCUGCCCCCAUUGUGAUAGAGCGACUGCUGCCUGUAUCAGAAGUUAAGGAAAAUGUGGACAGCGCCAGAAGCUCUUUCAGCUUCACCACACUCUCUGAUGAGAGGCUUCAGGCAGCUGUUAAGCAGGCCAAGCGAGAUCUAAGACGAAGGCACCUUGAAUCACUGACAAAAUUAUCGGCCAAACCUUCUCAGGAGGCCUCACUCUUUGAAACAAGUGAUGUAGAACUCCGUCAGGAGUUUGCAGCAAGUCCAAGUAAGAUGAUGUCAAAAGCAUCCAGUCCAAAAGAGAAGGUGACUGUAGCUGGAGCCAAACGACACACAUCCCAGAAACAUCCUAUUUCAUCCAUGCCUCGAAUGGGCCGCUCACCCCCAACCAGAGACCCUGGCCUUAGGCAGGUAGAAGGAGGCAAAGAGGCACCUUUAAGCCAUGAGAUCCACAGGCUGCAAAAUGAGCUGGAAGUGUAUAUUCAGAAAGUGGAAGAGCUGGCUAACAGAGGGGAGAAAAUACAGGAGUCAUUAGAACCUGAAGAGGAAAACAAGUUGGAGAUACGCAGACAGAAACAGGCAGCUCGCUCAGCUCGUAUUAUUUAUGUUCUGCAGCAACAGGUAAAAGAGAUACAAGAAGAUAUAGAAAAACUACGAAGCCAGAAAAUGUGGGAUGCUAAAAAGUCCAUGGCGAUAAACAGGCUUGCGGCUGCACAUCGUGGGGCACUGAGGGCUUUACAGGUUUUUAUCCAUCAACUCUCUGAUCUGUCUCACAGCAAAGUGCCUCCUUAUUCCAAAGAACUGGGGCAGCUGAUUCGCCAGCUCUCUUUGUGCUCAGCUAAAGUUGAAGUGGACCAGGGCUCAGCUGUGCCUGAGACGGCCCUUGACAUCCUGCAGAAACUAGAGGCUUUGGAUUCUGCUCUCAGUAAACAAGAGAUGCUGAAAAAGAUGCAGGCUCAAGCAUGCCUUCCGCAAAGGAAAUCUCCUCAUCGCAGCAAGUCUCCUACGACUGCACCCCGGCGUCCCAAACUGCAAGGAAUUGCUCGAGGUCCUUGGAAAGCAAAAGAUCCCAGAAGAGGCCUCCAUGCAGAUAAAAGAGUGGCCUCCCAGAAACCCAAAACCACUCAACAGCCCCUCAAUAGAAGAGAGGUGCUGCGGUCUGGCCUGGAGAGCCUCGUCCAGCAGAGGGAGCCGGAGAGACGAUCCCAGACCAAUACUAACAGCAGAAAAGAGCUGCCCUCUCAGAGACAAAUGGCUGAAACAAUAAAGCAUAAUCAGAUGCAAGAUGCAGGCUUCCAGCAGCCUACAGUCUCCUCUCGGCUCAGAGUGAACCAGCUCCCUCAAAAAGAGCACUCUGUGCCCUGGAUACCUACAUCCCCUCACUCUCCUCCUCCACAGCGAUCCCCACAAAGGGGAAGACCAGAGGCUCGUUGUCUCUUUUCUCCAGUGAAAUCCUCACCAGACCCUCCAAAGCAGAGGCCUGGAGGUAGUUUGGCAACUGAGCCAGGCCUAAGCUCACAAAGGAAGAAAGAAGCUCAGAAUGAAGCAUUAAGGAAAGCUUGGCCAGAUAAGAUAACUGCGCAGAGACUGCAAGAGCUGAACCAGCUGAGUAAAGAAGAGGCUGAACGCAUUCAGAGAUUAAGGUCUGAAGUUGUCUCGCCAACUCAGUGGGCUGAGAGAGCUGAGCAGAAGGCCAGAGAGAGAAUUCAGCCCCUUCUGGAUGAAGCCCAGCAAAUUGGUGAGUCCAGGAACAACAGAAUUAACUCUCCACUGAGGAGUCGAGUGCCUGAACAGGCUGCAGAGAGGGCAGAAGAGCAGCUGAGUGAAGAGCUGCUGGACGAUUUGUUAGAGGACACCGCCCGGGUGGCAUGGACAGUUAGGACAGACAGACAGCUGCAGGACGUGGCCCAGGACAGGCUGCAGGCCCCAACCCUGGAGAGUAUGCUGCUUCGUAUGGAGGAGAUACAGCGGGAUCAGGAGGAAGUGAGAAGACGGUUUGCUUCUAUCACCUAUUCAGACCCUCUUUACUUGAAACAACCAGGACCAGCAGGAUUCCAGUCCCAUGCCCCCAGCUCCAGGCCAGCCUCCCCUCAGCCAAUUAGGCUCACAAAUCCAGUGCCGAAGCAGACCUCUGCAGCGGAUAUUGUCCUUGAGAAACCUGUCGAGACUGGCUUCCUGUGUGAGAACAGCCUGACAGAGGAGGCAUCCCAAGAUGAGCAGCAUCCUGCAAACAACACCAUGUUCCCUGGCCCUCUGGAGGGAAGCAAGGCGCCUGUUAUCUCAGUGCCAGGCAGCAUGCUGAGAGGCAUUCGGCAGUACCGGGAAGACUAUGAGGCUUACCUGCGCGCUGUGGCUCAUGAGGCUGUGGGCAGCUUCGACCCCUGGGCCGUUGCAGACGGCUUGGCUGAUGAGUUGCUGUCGGAGGCUCUGGCUGAUGUGGCAGCAGAGUUUCAGGAUGUUGUGGAGGAGUAUGCUGAGGCCGUCUUCACCUCUGAGUUCCUGCAGCCGAUCCGGUCACCACCCGCUUCAGCCGCAGCUUUGGCCAGACAAUAGGAUGCUGCAGCAUUAUGGAUGCAGCAUUAUCUUUAAAACCUUUGAUAUUAUGUUUGCUGUGGAUGGAAAUUUUUACCUUGUCAAACCCUGGACUACUAUUAUUUAUUAUUUUUAUAUAGAGUUUUGUAUGUUGUACAAUCAGAUAUUUUAUUUUUGAAAGUUUUUAUUUAUUUGAUCUUAGACAAAGGUCUGAAAACACGUUUAUAGAUAACUCCUGCAAUGACACAAUAUGAUUUUAUUUUACUGGGAUCUCAGAUUUUAUUGUAAAGCUCGGCAGAAGAGAUUGUUGAGUUACUUAGGGAGCAUUAGUCACAUUACUUCUUUUGGUCCAUCUGUAUCUGUGUUUGCGUACCUCUGGGAAAGUUAGUUUAGUGUAGAUAAGCUUAGAGAGACCAUUAGAACAUUACAGAGGAUUAUGAGAUUACAGCCGUCCCCUUGCACUUGGUCUAAAUCUCCCUGAGGAUUACUCACACUUAUUAUUUUCACAUUGGCAUAUGGAAAUAAAUUAAUUGCAUACGGUUUCCACCAAACUGAUGUAGGAAGCCAAGGACAUGGUGCGCUUAAGGUCUUGUAAAUUGAUUUCUCUUUCAUUUUAAUGUCUAAAUAAAGGGUCUCAGCACAGAAAAAAUACUUCCCUCUAAAUUUAAUGUGUUAUCCUUGUAAUCUCUGUCCACUCUGAGGGUUGGACCACAUGAAAGGAAAGUGAUAAGGGUAUGGUUAGGGAUUUUUUUUUUCUUUUCAGGGUUUUGAACUUGGUUGAGAACUAUUUUAAUAAUUCUCUUUUCUGUGCUUUUCUUUCUUAAUUGUGGUAAAAUGUGUAGCACAAAUUAAACAGGACAAACUUGACAGACUGAGAAAAUGUCCCUUGAGAGCAACAUGAAAGCCAGGCAGAUAGAGCAAUGGGGGCACAUGCAGAUGCUGCACUGGCCUGUGGGGACCAGCCUUUGAUUGGGGACAUACAGUGACUGAAUGAAUUAGCUCACACUGAAUCAGCUGCCCCGUAGUUCCUCUCAGGCUGUGUUGUGUGUUUUUGUGUGUAUGAGGGCGUCAGAAUGCAUGCAAGCUUUAACAGGCUCAUGCACAGUGCACAUUUCCCCUUUGCGAUCUCUGAUAAAUACAAACUGGUACGUUCAAUGUGAGGGAGGUGUUGCUGUCUUUACAUAGGCAUAAGGAAGGCAGGUAGCUCUGACAUGCGACUGGGAAACAUCAAAGACCAUGAAAUAAUGAGUUGAUUUAUGAUUAUUUUUAGCUUUUAUAGUUCAGGAGACGUUUAAAAGACACAUCAGUGUAUAUUUGCUUUGUCACUUACUUAACAUCAGGGAGCAGCUUAGCAAAUCUUACAGUAAGACCAAACUGUUUUGAUCCUUCAGGCUUUACUGUGGUUGACUUGGAUGUCUUUGAUUUUUCAGCGUUAAUGCUGUAACCACCAUGCACAAACAUAUUACUGUGGAAAGACCAGAAUUAGAACAGUUUUCCUCAUUAUUAUAAUUUUGAAUGAUCACAGACAUUCAACCUUGCCACCGGUCAGCGCUGACUCAUUAUCAGAACACCGACUGCAAUAUAUUCACGUUCGCAGGGGCACUUUGGCAUGCAGGUGCGUCAAAGUUGCUUUGUGGCAGUCGGGUCUGUUUUGCUCAGUGUUUACAACAGAUGGAUCCUUGCUUGUUAGUCAUGUUUGCUCCUCUCGGGGGAUAUUCUGUCGAAGAUGAAGUAUCUGAGGGAUGAUUUCUGCUGAGAUGCUGGCCAUCACUGAGCAGUCUGUCGCGCAGACACCACCAUCGUUUGCAUUCUCAUAUUUUCCCCUUUUUUUUCAGACCAUUUUGAGACGCCAUUCGCCAUCUGAGAUCUCAUUAAAUACAUGACUGAAGGGAAGCAUCUGUCACGGCUGUGCAUUGUUGGGAUUAAUAAUACCUCUCAGAUUGAAGUGUUUGUUAUGUAGUUAUUAUAUGAAUCGAGUAAAGAAGAAGCAAAGUCCUUGCAGAGAGCCAGCUAUACUCGCAGUGAUGGAUCAUGAGAUAGAAAUGAUUAUCUGUCAAGCUCAAAACACGUGUGUACAAGGCAGAGUGAACGUGUUGGAGUUAUUUAGAAAAACUAGAUAUUCUUCAUUUAUUUUUUAUUAAUGUAAGAUACAGUUGAGUAUAGGCCGACAUACAGAAUAGCUCACUUCAGCAGGAGGAGCAGCAUGACCUUUCUUUGAUAUCAUAGUUGAUCAAAGGGUGGGAGAAGUAGUAAUGCUCUCCACUUGAAGUCGCAAUACCACAGCGUAAAAGUGUUUCAUUAUUAAGUAAAAGCCCUGCUUUCAAAUGUGCAAAAUAUAUUCAGGAGAAACUACGGAUAAACAAAGCGUAGCCUGUAGAACAAAUUAAAAGCGAAAGCACUCAUAAUGUAUAAUGAUUUUACAGAAACUGGUGUUUUCAAUUUUCAUGGUUGAUGCAUGAAUAUUUUAGCAGCAUGUUGCUGUAGGUGGUUAAAGUGUAAUAAUACUAUAGCAACAACUACAUUUGAUAAGAAUUUAAUAUCAUUUGCAAAGGUUAAAUAAUAAGGUAGCCUUAAAUGUACUUACAGGAAGUAAAUGUAAGUCAGUUUGCACCCCAGUGUAAUUUACUCAGGUUACAAUUAUAAAUAUGUUCACUACAUUAAAAAUCAAUUCAUAAUACCUAAAAUAGUUGUGUUUUAUAUGAAUAAUGAACAAUGAAACUGUUGAGUGUUUUUACUGUUAUACCUGAACUCCAGAAGAAGAAAAUAUAAUUUGGAUGAUUAAUUGGAAAGCAGGUAAAGCUUGUUUCCUUGUUAUUUCACAGCAAAUGAAGCAGACAUGAUAUCGGAAGCUGAUUAAAAGUGUUGAAUUUAUAUUUAAUAGCUUUUUACUCUAAUUACAGUUAUGUUGCUUAUAUUGACUGCCAUUCCUUUUUUUUCUCCAGUGCGUACCUCCACUUCUCCAGGAUUUCUUUCACUGACUCCCUACAGAUCACAUUGUCAUCUGUGAACCAUGGACACUCCUGCAUCCUCAUCAGUCAACCUCUCCAUCAACAUUGCAUGGAAGAAUAUAAGUCUCUUAUUUAAAAAAACAAAACAAAAAACCCUUUGUAACCAAGGAGUAAAAAUACUAUU
This is a messenger RNA of Pelmatolapia mariae (spotted tilapia), 6105 nucleotides long. Its product is annotated as KIAA0753 ortholog. Bases 259 to 2994 code for a protein of 911 amino acids. Gene Ontology annotation, cellular component: centriolar satellite. Lineage: Eukaryota; Metazoa; Chordata; Actinopteri; Cichliformes; Cichlidae. Gene Ontology annotation, biological process: centriole replication; protein localization to centrosome. The record is from RefSeq and is a predicted model, not a curated record. The transcript is spliced from 18 exons.